AUGGCUCUCGCAAAGCUUGCGCUCGUGGUCUUGUUCCUGGCGGCGACAGUGGCGAUUGUAUCAGCGGCAGAAUGCAAGAACAACAUAGCGGACCUGUUACCGUGCCAGGCAGCGGCUCAGAGCGAAACGUCCACGCCCUCCACCGAGUGCUGCACCGCCGUUGGCAAGUUUAAGGAUGAUCCGGCUUGCCUGUGCAGCACCAUCGCCGCGGCACAGGCCGCUGGAUUCACCAUCGAUGCUCCAGUCGCGGCAACCAUUCCCAAGCGCUGCAAGCUCGAUGGAUACCCGACGAGCUGCUCCAAAUCCAAGUAG
This is a messenger RNA of Selaginella moellendorffii, 312 nucleotides long. RefSeq names its product putative lipid-transfer protein DIR1. Gene Ontology annotation, biological process: systemic acquired resistance. Lineage: Eukaryota; Viridiplantae; Streptophyta; Lycopodiopsida; Selaginellales; Selaginellaceae. The transcript has a single exon. The record is from RefSeq and is a predicted model, not a curated record. Gene Ontology annotation, molecular function: fatty acid binding. The coding region runs from base 1 to 312 and encodes 103 amino acids.